GGCAAAAAAGAAAAGGAGUGAGAAUUUGAAAGGCUUCAGCUAUGGAGAAAGAGGCACUGGCAACUGAGGCUCCUUUUGCACCUGUGACUUAUGAAAGAAGAGUCAGGAAUGACUUGGAAGACAAACUCCUAAAACCUUAUAUGCCUAGAGCUUUGGUGGCUCCAGAUACUGAACACCCUAAUGGAACACCAGGCCACCGGCAUAACCAAUUGAGCGUCCUUCAGCAGCAUGUAGCAUUUUUCGACUUAGACAACAAUGGAAUCAUUUAUCCUUGGGAGACUUACACUGGCUUGAGAGCCAUUGGCUUCAAUCCUAUUGCCUCUCUUGUUAUGUCGGUUCUUAUUAAUGGGGCAUUGAGCUAUGCUACACUGCCAGGGUGGCUUCCUUCGCCUUUCUUCCCCAUAUACGUUCACAACAUACACAGAGCCAAGCAUGGUAGUGACUCAGGUGUUUAUGACAGUGAAGGGAGGUAUACUCCAGCGUACAUUGAAAACAUGUUCAGCAAAUAUGCUCUUACAGUGCCUGAUAAGUUUACACUGGGAGAGCUUUGGCACAUGACCGAGGCGAACCGAGAGGCAUUCGACUUCUUUGGCUGGAUUGCUAGUAAGUUCGAGUGGGGGAUUCUGUAUGUCCUAGCAAGGGAUGAGGAAGGCAUGUUGUCUAAGGAAGCUGUAAGACGUUGCUUCGACGGUAGCUUGUUCGAGUACUGUGCUAAAAGGAACAAGGGUAGCCAGGAGAAGAUGGGUUAAGUGAGUGCAAUGCUAGAAGUUCCCUCUGAACCAGAAACUUCUACUUCAGUUUCAUUAGCAUCUGUUUCUUUAUCCUGUAUAUGCUGCCCAUGCAGAUUCUAGCUUAGCUUAUUUCCAGGACAAUAAAGAGUUACUAUAAAAAGAUGAAGACAGGGCUCUUGAGUUAUAGAUUUGGCAUGAAAGUGUCCAAUUGUCUGGUGUUUUCUUUCCUUUCAAACCAUGUGAACAUGAUGAGGAAGUGUGUCUGCUGCUAGUCAAAUUUUUAGCCAAUUUUAACUGAGGGUUUAUUUGAAUUGACGGUGUGAUUUCGGUGGGGUUAAUUUGGAUUGAUAGUAAGAUUGAUUUCGGUGAACCAAUCUCAGUGAGGUUCAAAACAAUUGAAUGUGAAAUUCAAAACAAUUGAAGUGAAUUAAUGGUGAAUUAAUGGUAAGAUAUGUGUUUGAA
Durio zibethinus is the source of this 1193-nucleotide messenger RNA. Its product is annotated as peroxygenase 2-like. The record is from RefSeq and is a predicted model, not a curated record. Gene Ontology annotation, molecular function: monooxygenase activity; calcium ion binding. NCBI's taxonomy places the organism in Eukaryota, Viridiplantae, Streptophyta, Magnoliopsida, Malvales, Malvaceae.